AGGUUGGUGGCAAUAUAUAAAAAAUUACUAAAAAGGUUAUGUUGACAUUGAAUUUCAAUUUAUAGACAUAGUAUAGUGACAGGCAGUGAAGUAGUAGAGGCAAAUCAAAUAAAUGUUUUAUUGUAUCAAAAUAUUAGCAUAAAAUCAUUGGGUGUAACAAAAGCUCUAUAUAUCUACGUUUUUUUAAAUAUUUUCAAAAUUGUCGAAAUUGAGUUAACUCUAUGAAAUUAAUUUUUAAUAGUGUCAAUAAAAUUUACAAAAGAAGAAUGUCAACUCCAAUAGUGAAUUUAUGGAAAGCAGCAUUAAAAACAUUUACAGGACAAAAUGAUGUCGGAUAUAAAUUUUGUCAACAGAAUUUCGAAAAAUUGCACAGCCUCAUUAAUGAAAUUAAAGCUGACGAUGUUAAAUUAACACCCGAGAUUCUUCGUUUUGUAGAAUUUCAACCUGCUCCAAUGUGUUUUAUUCAUAUAUUUGAAAAUGACGAUAUUUCAAUUUCUGUUUUUAUUUUGAAAAAUGGAGUAACAAUGCCCAUACAUGAUCAUCCUGGAAUGCACGGUUUAUUAAAGGUUCUUAGUGGAGUUGUAAAUAUAAAUAGUUACACAAUUCAAAGCGAAAUUGAUUAUCUUGUAAAUCUCGAUAAGAAAAUAGAAGCUACGAGUCAUGCUCCAGAAAUAGUAAAUAAAAAUGAUCCAGCGUGUAUUUUAACACCACGUAAUAAAAAUUUGCAUGGGAUUAGUUGUGUUGAAGGACCAGCAGCAUUUUUGGAUAUCCUUAGUCCUCCUUAUAAAGUGGACAUAUAUGGUGAUGGGGAGAGGCCAUGUACUUAUUUUAAGAUAAUAUCAUCCAACGAAACAUCGUCGUCAAAAAAUGAUGAAAUAUCGGAUAAAGUACAAUUAAUUGUAACCGAUAGUCCUCCAGAUUUUUUUUCGAAAACUUUAAAAUAUAGCGGACCGGUUUUAAGUUGACUUUCAUAAUACUUACUAAAUUUUCAUGAUAUCAAAAGAGUAGUCAUUUAUUUAAAGAGAAUUAAAUUGAAGAGUGCGAGAAAUUUUUUUUUAAAUUUAAUUCUGGAUCCUUUAUAAUAUUGUAAGAAACAAAAAAUUCAUUUUUUUGUGCAAUUAACAAAUUUUUGGUUUAAUUAAUUUGUAAUGUUUUUUUUUACAUACAGUUUGAAAACAUGUGGUGGUUUUCUUGAAGUAUAUUGUGAAUAUAUAAUCAAAAACAAUUAUAUUUUUAAAUAUUAUUUUAUGUAGAUGAAUAUAAUUACGAGACAUUCUUAAGGAAUAUCAUUUUUUUUUCUUAUAAAAAAAAAUAAUUUUUUAUACGUUUUAUUUUUAUACCAAAGCUUAGGAAAUUUAUUCCAAAUAAUAUAUAUGUAAAAUUAAAGAGCAUAUUAACACGAUUAUUAAUAAGUUACGUUUAAUUUUGGGCUAUGCGAUAAACAAAUGUCAAUUUAAUGUAUAAAAUAAUUCUGUAGAUAUAAUCGUACUUAAUAUGUAAUAAUGUAAAUUUUUAAGCAUUAAAAAAAUGGAGUAACUAA
Leptopilina boulardi is the source of this 1540-nucleotide messenger RNA. RefSeq names its product 2-aminoethanethiol dioxygenase. The coding region runs from base 222 to 965 and encodes 247 amino acids. Gene Ontology annotation, cellular component: mitochondrion. The transcript is spliced from 2 exons. Gene Ontology annotation, molecular function: oxidoreductase activity, acting on single donors with incorporation of molecular oxygen, incorporation of two atoms of oxygen. The record is from RefSeq and is a predicted model, not a curated record. NCBI's taxonomy places the organism in Eukaryota, Metazoa, Arthropoda, Insecta, Hymenoptera, Figitidae.